Molecule: messenger RNA, 282 nt
Organism: Microthlaspi erraticum
Lineage: Eukaryota; Viridiplantae; Streptophyta; Magnoliopsida; Brassicales; Brassicaceae
Source: the annotation of a GenBank genome assembly
AUGCAAGAGUGGAAUACAGGUGAUGCGAUCAUGGAUGAGGAGGUUCAGGCCGCGCAGCCUUUGGCCAAGGAAGAAGAAGGAAUGGAGCAGCUUGAAGCCGAGGAGGGACUUGAAGCCGUGCAGCUUGAACCUGAGGAGAGCUUAGCCAUUCCAACUGGCCCAAUCACUCGUUCUCGAACUAAGGCACUAAACCAAGCAAUUGGCAAAGUCCUUAGCGCCUUGAACCAACAAGAACACAAGCCAACCACUUUGGUUUGUUUGAAGGCCUUACACUUGGGAUAA